Messenger RNA from Candida albicans SC5314, 786 nucleotides. RefSeq lists its product as uncharacterized. Gene Ontology annotation, cellular component: mitochondrion. Gene Ontology annotation, biological process: translation. The coding region runs from base 1 to 786 and encodes 261 amino acids. The transcript has a single exon. The record is from RefSeq and is a predicted model, not a curated record. Lineage: Eukaryota; Fungi; Ascomycota; Pichiomycetes; Serinales; Debaryomycetaceae. Gene Ontology annotation, molecular function: ribosomal large subunit binding.
AUGUUUAGAUCUGUGAUAGCCCAACAACGAUUUGUUCUUCCAAGAUUGGCCAUUCACCCAAGAAUACUGCGCUCAAUUCUUUUUUGCCCAUCAAACUCUUUCCAUUCCUCAUCACAAUGCUUGGCCAAAAGAAAGAAUAAGAAAAGUAGCAAUAAAAACGACGAAGAAUUAGAUUCUUCAGAAAAAGCUGAUGAAAAUGCCGAAGUUACUAUUGAUUUUCAGAAAGUUACAUCAAAUUUUGAUAAUGUUUUGUCUAAAUUCAAUAAGGCAGCUACAGAUAUCAAGUUGGGUAAGCUCAAUCCUAAGAUUUUUGACAAUUUGGAAGUUAACAUUGGCAACCAUGGACAUGAAGAAUUGGUCCCAUUUACAUCUGUUGCACAAACUUCUGUAAAAGGAAGAAACUUUAUUAUCAACUUGUUUGAUGCUGGUUACGGUAAACAUGUCAUCAACUCCAUUAUAGGAUCAGGAUUGAAUAUGAGCGGUACUAUUGACCCUACUAAUAAAUUUCAAAUUAAAGUACCUAUUCCAAAUAUAACUACAGAGACUAAACAAGAAAAUAUCAAACAAUUGAAAGAAAUUUUCGAAAAUCUUAAGAAUAAUCAUAAAUCAAAUUCUUUAAAUUACGUUAGAAGUGAAGCUAGAAACAAAUUUCAAUCAUCAUUAAAACAUAAUAAAAUUAGUGAUAGUCAACACCAACUUUUGAAGAAAUUAGAGACUUUACACAAAACUUAUGUAGAUAAGUUAACUGAUGCAUUCAAGCAAGCUGAAAAAAGUAUUCUUAAAUAG